ACUCAACUCACGUGGACCUGCUGGCCGGUGUUCUGUCCGCGUGCAGACUGGACCAGUCCGAGCCAGAGAGACUGAAGUCUGUCACACCCAAACCCACCGGAUAACUACUUCUAACUCCUUUUGCUGCCUCCGUUUCUUCCCUGGUGUCCUGAAGACAAAGGAUUAGUUUACAUGUUUGACAGUCCUGUGAGCCUCAUCGCGGCGGGACAGCUCACUCAUCAUCGUUAGGUGUUUUUAUCAGACGUUAACGCUCCGUUGAGGUUAGCUUAAACCAAGCUUAAGUUGAUCGUGUCCCAUCAGGAUGACAGCGGAACUUGAGCAGCUUCUGUCACAGCUGACACAGCCCGACAAUGCUGUCAUUCAGCAGGCCACAGCGCAGCUGAAACAGGCUUUCAAAGAUCCAGCCAUCAUACCAGCCCUGUGUGCUGUCAUGAGUGGCUCUCAAAACCCUCAGAUCCGACAGUCUGCUGCAGUGAUGCUGAGGUUGAGGGUGAAGAAACACUGGAAGAAGAUAAGUCCUGAUGACAGAGAGAGCUUAAAGGCAGUGGUGCUGCAGGCCUUCAUGCAGGAGACUGAACACACUGUGCAGCACUCCCUCUCCCAGCUGUGUGCAGUCAUGGUUAAACAUGAAACACCGGACCGCUGGCCCGCCCUGCUGCAACUGCUCAAUCAGUCCACCAAGAGCACAAACCCUCAUGACAGACAGGUGGGCCUCCUGCUGCUCAAUAAGGUCAUAGAAUCCAACCCUGAACCGUUCAAGCCUCACUACUGCCAGCUGCUGCAGCUGUUCAGCUCCGUUCUGCAGGACCACAACAACCCAGCAGCCCUGUACUACUGCAUUCUCACUCUCACGGCUAUAACUGCUUACACCGGCACAGAUGAGAUGAAGCAGAUGCAAAACGUCACCCCGAGUCUGAUCGUUGCUCUAAAACACCUGAUCAAGGCAGACCAGGUCCAAGCCUGUGAAGCCAUGGAGGUUUUCAUUGAGCUGAUGGAGAUCGAGGUGUCCAUUAUAGUUCCGCAUGUCUCUGACAUCGUUUGCUUCUGCCUGGAGGUGAGCAGUGACAAAACUCUGAGCGAGUCCCUGAGAGUGAAAGCCCUCUCCUGCAUCACUUUCCUCAUUAAGCUGAAGAGUAAGACGGUGCUCAAGCUGAAGCUGCUGAACCCCAUCCUGCAAGCGGUGUUCCCCAUUCUGACUGCAGCGCCCCCACCUGGUGAACAGGACCCAGACGAUGAAGACGAGGAGGACAGCUCAGACAGCGAUAAUCCGAAACACUGUGCUGCUCAGCUGAUCGACACCAUGGCUCUCCACAUGCCACCAGAGAAGCUGUUUCAUCAUCUGAUCCCUCUGACCCAGGCCUGCCUGACCAGUGAAAACACAUAUGAGAAGAAAGGAGGUCUCCUGUGUCUGGCUGUGCUGGCUGAAGGAUGCGCCGACCACAUCCGCACCAAGAUGCUGUCAUCUGUGCUGCAGACGGUUUGCCAGAGUCUCUCAGACAGUAACCAGGUGGUGCGCGGCGCGGCUCUUUUUGCUCUUGGACAGUUCUCUGAACACUUGCAGCCUGAAAUAAGCAAGUACUGCUCAGAGCUGAUGCCCCUGCUGCUGGGAUACAUCUCUUCCCUGAACGAGGCCAAAGUCGGCCACGUCACUAAAGCGUUCUACGCUCUGGAGAACUUCAUGGAGAACCUGGGAGCUGAUAUUGAGCCCUACUUGCCCACCUUGAUGGAGACCAUGCUGUCUGCUCUGAACAGCACAGAAAACCUGAAGAUCAAAGAGCUGGUGGUGUCUGCCAUAGGCGCCAUAGCCAACGCUGCCAAGGAGUUGCUGGUUCCAUUCUUCCCCCCAGUUAUUGAGAGCCUGAAAGGUUUCCUGACUGCCACCACGGAGGAGAUGAGGCCUCUUCAGACUCAGUCUCUGGACACUCUGUCCGUCCUGGCUCGUACGAUUGGCAAAGACGUCUUCAGUCCUCUGGCUGCGGAGUGCAUCCGUCUGGGCCUCAACCUGACCGACGCCAUCGAUGACCCUGACUUGAGGCGCUGCACGUACAGCCUGUACUCGGCAGUUUCCACAGUCUGCCCUGAAACUCUGACCCCCCACCUUCCUGCCAUAACAACCGUGAUGCUGCUCGCCUUGAAGUCCAACGAAGGCAUCAUGGCACACCUGGAAGAGGACAAGACGUUCGUCCUCCUUGACGACGACGAUGAUGAUGAAGAAGAAGAAGAGGGAAAAGACAGUGAAGACUUUUUGGAGAAUGAGUCAGAGACGGAUGUCCCUGAUGCUGCGGGGUUCAGCGUGGAAAACGCCUUCAUCGAUGAGAAGGAGGAUGCUUGUGACGCUCUGGGAGAGAUCGCCUUCAGCACAGGCGUUGCCUUCCAGCCCUUCCUGGAGUCCAGCUUCCAGCAGGUCUUUGAGUUAAAAGAUUUCCCCCAUGAGGACGUCCGCAGGGCAGCUCUGGAAGCCAUGGGCCAGUUUUGUCGAGCUCAGCACAAAGUGUGGACUGAAAAUCCCUCUGAAGUCAACCAGCAGGCCCUGCAGAAGUUACUGGACAUUGUCGUUCCUUGUUUGGUGGAGACGGUGAGGACGGAGCGAGAGCGACAGGUGGUGAUGGGCGUCCUGGAGACCAUGAACAAUGUGAUCAAGUCCUGUAAGGAGGGAACCUUCAGAAACCCUUCGUUCCUCAAGGAGAUCAGCGACGUCAUCCGUGACGUGCUCAAGAAGAAGACGGCGUGUCAGGACGGUGGCAUCGAUGAUGAUGAUGAAGACCAACAGGCGGAGUAUGACGCCAUGCUGCAGGAGUUUGCAGGAGAGGGAAUUCCUCUCCUGGUUUCCAGUGUUCCUGCAGACAAGUUCACACCUUUCCUCAAUGAUCUCCUGCCUUUCAUCAUCAACAAAGCCAAAUCCUCGUGCACGGUGGCAGAGCGGUCCUUUUCCAUGGGAACGAUCGCAGAAAUCCUCCAAGCUCUCGUCAGCGUGCAGGGCGGUCGGGGAGCUGCAGGACGACUGUCCAACCGUUUGCUUCCUGUCCUGGUGGCUGGAGUGAGGGACAGUGAUUCAGAGGUUCGCAACAACGCUGUGUUUGGGUUAGGAUGCCUGGCUCAGGCAGCUGGACCCAUCAUCAUAUCAGACUACCCCAUGAUGCUCUCUGUCUUCUCCAACCUGCUGACCAAGGAGUCCGACCCCAAAGUGCUGGACAACCUGUGUGCUGCCCUCUGCAGGAUGAUCAUGGGCAACGUGGACGCUGUGCCCCUGGAGCAGGUCGUCCCUGCUCUGGUGAAACAUCUCCCUCUGAAAGAGGACCAGGAGGAGAACAAGACGGUGUUCACCUGCCUGGCUCUGCUCCACAGACACAGUCCUGCUCUGCUUCUGAAGCUGAUGAAGCCCAUCGUCGCUGCAGCAGGUCACGCUGCUGGCCACAAGGAGGUCGAUGAAGAAACCAGGAGCACUUUGGGCGCUCUAAUGAGAGAAUUGGCCCAGAAGCACGCUGCAGACUUCCAAGCAGCUGUAAGCUGCCUUCCUGCAGAGCAGCAAGCCAAGCUCCUCAGCUCCUCGUAACCCAAACGACCCCCCCAGUGAGACGAUGAACUUUUAUAGUCGGUGGGAAAAGGGGCAUCUGUGUUGCUCAUAAACACACAAGUUCAGCCACUCUGCUGGGUUUAUGACACUCGGCUGUUCUGGUGUCAUGAAUUACUUUUUCUGGUUCUGCUCCUGUUUUGGUUUUCUGGUCUUCCUGUUGGCUGAUGACCUCAUAACUCCAUCUUCUUUUUGAAGUGAGGCUUUUGUAUUCCAGCAUUAUUACCCCGUUCAGUUAUCUCGUCUCUAUAGACGGUUCUGCCUUAUUUAGAGCUCUCACCUGUGUUGUGUUUGGACGUUUGACUCCAGCAGCAAAGUAAAAAUACAAAUUACACUAAA
Nothobranchius furzeri (turquoise killifish) is the source of this 3910-nucleotide messenger RNA. RefSeq names its product importin 4 (gene ipo4). Gene Ontology annotation, biological process: protein import into nucleus. The record is from RefSeq and is a predicted model, not a curated record. NCBI's taxonomy places the organism in Eukaryota, Metazoa, Chordata, Actinopteri, Cyprinodontiformes, Nothobranchiidae. Gene Ontology annotation, molecular function: small GTPase binding; nuclear import signal receptor activity. Gene Ontology annotation, cellular component: cytoplasm; nucleus.